This is a messenger RNA of Boeremia exigua, 729 nucleotides long. Its product is annotated as FAR-17a/AIG1-like protein-domain-containing protein. The record is from RefSeq and is a predicted model, not a curated record. The transcript has 3 exons. Gene Ontology annotation, cellular component: endomembrane system; membrane. Lineage: Eukaryota; Fungi; Ascomycota; Dothideomycetes; Pleosporales; Didymellaceae. The coding region runs from base 1 to 729 and encodes 242 amino acids.
AUGGGUACUCCAGGGAAAGCAGCCGAGCUGCAGAGCACGCGACAUCCGCUGCAGCGAUUCGAGGCCCCUUCCAAGGGGUUCUCGGGUGCCUUGCACUCAACAUCCUACGGCUGGCACCUCCAAUUCCUAACCAUAAUCGGCCUGGCCCUGAGCACGCUAACCUUCCUCCUCGCCCUCCUCUCCGACCUGACCAGCGCCACACCCCCCUCACCCCCCACCUCUCUCUCGACACACCUCUUCGCGGCAAAGAACGCCCUGUCGUCUGUCGCCACCCCGCUCGCGCUCACCAUCAGCACGCUGUACUGGCCACUGCGCCUCGCCGCGCUGCAUCUCGUGCUGCCGCCCGGCAUGCCGCUGCCGCCGCUGCACGCGGAUCUGGGGUUCCACGCGGUGCCCGCGGGGGCGCUGGUGCUGGAUGCGGUGGCGUUGAGUCCGCCGGGGGAAUGGGGCGCUGGGGCAAGGUUGGCGGGGUGUGGGGUUGUGGCGGGCGCGUAUUGGGUGUGGAUUGAUAUGUGCUAUGCGAAGAACGGGUUUUAUCCGUAUCCGCUUUUUGAGGUGCUGGGGACGGGGCAGCGGGUGCUGUUGUUUGGGGCGGCGGCGGCGACGAUGUGGGCGGUUGGGGGCGUGGUGAGCGCGGUGUAUGCGUGGGUUAAUGGGUAUGAGGUGUCGGAGGCGGAGAUGAAGGUACGGAGGGCGCAGAUGAUGGGUCAGAAUGGUAAGUGGGAGUGA